This is a messenger RNA of Doryrhamphus excisus (bluestripe pipefish), 9831 nucleotides long. RefSeq names its product sodium channel, voltage gated, type VIII, alpha subunit b (gene scn8ab). Lineage: Eukaryota; Metazoa; Chordata; Actinopteri; Syngnathiformes; Syngnathidae. Gene Ontology annotation, cellular component: voltage-gated sodium channel complex; plasma membrane. The record is from RefSeq and is a predicted model, not a curated record. Gene Ontology annotation, biological process: membrane depolarization during action potential; neuronal action potential; sodium ion transmembrane transport. Gene Ontology annotation, molecular function: voltage-gated sodium channel activity.
UACUGCAGAGAUGCACUGUAUGACAUUUUUCCUAUACGGCACCCACUAAGGGACCUGGAAAUCCGGUGCCGAGCUCAGUAAAAAAUACGCGAAGCCAAGCAUUGACCUGACACUUCCUCUUUCAGAGAUGGUAAAAACAAACGAAUGCUUCCGUUCUUAAUUGCCGGCUAUUUAUUCCUUGAUUUGUUUUUGCUGGCUGCUGCGGUCACUUGUCCGUUCUUAAGAUUGCAGGCAUUUGCUGACACUCCCUAACAAUUUGCUCCGAGUCAUCAAUUAUGCAGGGCAGCGGAGCGCACGCGGAGCCAAGAUAGCAGCAGCGGCAGCGGCAGCAGCAGCAGCAGCAAUAUGGCGACAGCCGCAGUUGGGCAACACUCUUUUCUACAUCCGCUGUCCUCCGGACGCCGACUGGAUUCCUGCUAGAGGCGUUUUGGCAAAAGCUGGAUGUCUGCUAUGGAAAACAAAUAAAGAAGAUAUAGCUGCAGGAUGAAAACAUGGCCGCACCCCUUAUUGCACCCCCAGGACCUGACAGCUUCAAAAAGUUUACCCCAGAGUCGCUCGCUAACAUCGAGAAGCGGAUCAAUGAAGAGAAGAACAAGAAGCCAGCCAAGCCCCGGUCGGACAGCAGUCACCGCGACACAUCUGACGAGAAUGAGCCCAAACCCAACAGAGACCUGGAGGCUGGGAAGAGCCUGCCCCUCAUCUACGGCGAUAUUCCUUCCGGCAUGCUGGCCACACCGCUAGAGGACCUGGAUCCGUUCUACGUGAACCAGAAAACAUUCAUAGUGAUAAACAAGGGGAAAACAAUCUUCCGCUUCAGUGCCACGCCCUCCCUGUACAUCAUAAGCCCUUUUAAUAUUUUCAGGCGAAUAGCAAUUAAGAUUUUGAUACAUUCGUUAUUCAGCAUGAUCAUCAUGUGCACCAUUUUGACCAACUGUAUAUUCAUGACAUUUAGCGACCCCCCAGAGUGGUCCAAACAAGUAGAGUACACCUUCACGGGUAUCUAUACGUUUGAGUCACUCACAAAAAUAGUGGCCAGAGGCUUCGCUAUCGAUGGCUUCACUUUUCUGCGAGAUCCAUGGAACUGGCUGGAUUUCAUGGUCAUUUCAAUGGCGUAUAUAACAGAGUUUGUAAACCUAGGCAAUGUGUCAGCUCUGCGUACGUUCAGGGUUCUGAGGGCUUUGAAAACAAUUUCAGUUAUCCCAGGCCUGAAGACCAUCGUGGGGGCCCUGAUCCAGUCUGUGAAGAAGCUCUCAGACGUGAUGAUCCUGACCGUCUUUUGCCUCAGCGUCUUUGCCCUGAUCGGCUUGCAGCUCUUUAUGGGGAACCUGCGGCAAAAGUGUGUGUUUUGGCCCAUCAAUGUGACCGACCGGUACCUGCCCAACGGCUCUCGGGGCUUCGACUGGGACGAAUACAUCAUGAAUGAGACUAACUUCUAUUUUUACCCUGGUCAGGAUGAUGCGCUCUUGUGUGGAAAUAGUUCGGACUCUGGACGAUGCCCUGAGGGUUUUACAUGCAUGAAAGCUGGAAGGAAUCCCAACUAUGGUUACACCAGCUUUGAUAGCUUUGGAUGGGCCUUCCUCACCCUUUUUCGUCUCAUGACCCAAGACUUCUGGGAAAAUCUCUACAUGCUGACACUGCGAGCGGCAGGGAAGACCUACAUGAUCUUCUUUGUGCUGGUUAUCUUUGUGGGCUCCUUUUAUCUGGUCAACCUCAUCCUGGCUGUGGUGGCCAUGGCCUACGAGGAGCAGAACCAGGCCACCAUUGAAGAGGCUGAGCAAAAGGAGGCCGAAUUCAAAGCCAUGCUGGAGCAGCUGAAAAAGCAGCAGGAAGAGACACAGGCUGCAGCCAUGGUGACAUCAGCAGGUACGGUAUCAGAAGCUGCACUGGAGGACGAAGGAGGGGGCCAUCUGUCUCGUAGCUCCUCAGAAGUCUCCAAACUGAGCUCAAAGAGUGCCAAGGAGCGGCGCAAUCGCAAGAAAAAAUGGCGUCAAAAGGAGCAGGAGAAGGAGAAGGGGGACAGCGAGAAGGUGGUCAAAUCCGAGUCUGAUGAUGGCAGUAAGAGAAGCACACUUCGUUUCCCAGGAAGCCGUCUGGGCAGGAAGACAUCCAUCAUGAACCAGUCACUCCUGAGUAUCCCGGGCUCGCCUUUUAUGUCACGCCACAACAGCCGCAGCAGCAUCUUCAGCUUCAAAGGCCGCUCCAAGGACAUGGGCUCAGAAAACGAGUUUGCCGACGACGAGCACAGUACAGUGGAGGAGAGCGAGGACCGCCGGGGUUCCCUAUUCAUCCCUUACCGCCGCAACAGCUACAGUGGCUACAGUCAAGGCUCCUCACGCAUUCACCAGCUGGCUCCUCACUCCGGAGGGAAGAGGAACAGCACAGUGGACUGCAAUGGCGUGGUGUCUCUCAUCGGUCCGGGGCCUGGCAGACGGCUUCUGCCUGAGGUGAAAAUAGAUAAGGCAGCCACUGAUGACAGUACAACUGAUGUGGAGAUCAAGAAGAAGCACUCUGGCUCUCUCAUGGUAUCUGUGGAUCAGCUCAACUCGUCCUUCAAAGGAAAGGACCGUGCCAACAGUCAGAUGAGCGUAGUCACCAACACUCUGCUAGAAGAGUUGGAGGAAUCUCAGAGGAAGUGUCCCUCCUGUUGGUAUAAGUUCGCCAACACAUUCCUCAUCUGGGAAUGCUGUCCAAUGUGGCUGAAGAUCAAGCAUAUCGUCUACAUGAUCGUCAUGGACCCUUUUGUUGACUUGGCCAUCACCAUCUGCAUCGUCCUCAACACACUUUUCAUGGCUAUGGAGCACUAUCCAAUGACAGAGCACUUUGAGGAAGUCCUCUCUGUCGGCAACCUGGUUUUCACAGCCAUUUUUGCUGGAGAGAUGUUUGCCAAGCUGAUAGCCAUGGAUCCCUACUACUACUUCCAGGAAGGAUGGAAUUGUUUUGACGGUUUCAUCGUGACUCUGAGUUUAGUGGAGCUUGGGUUGGCAGAUGUGGAGGGUUUAUCAGUGCUCAGGUCUUUCCGAUUGCUGAGAGUGUUCAAACUGGCCAAAUCAUGGCCCACACUCAACAUGUUGAUCAAGAUCAUUGGUAACUCGGUGGGGGCUCUGGGGAAUCUGACCCUGGUGCUGGCCAUCAUCGUCUUCAUCUUCGCCGUGGUGGGCAUGCAACUGUUUGGCAAAAGCUACAAGGACUGUGUGUGCAAGAUUGCUGAUGACUGUAAGCUGCCUCGCUGGCACAUGCAUGACUUCUUCCACUCCUUCCUGAUUGUAUUCAGAGUAUUAUGUGGGGAGUGGAUUGAGACUAUGUGGCAUUGCAUGGAGGUGGCGGGACAGGCAAUGUGCCUCAUAGUCUUCAUGAUGGUCAUGGUCAUUGGGAACUUGGUGGUGUUGAACUUGUUCCUGGCUUUGCUGCUGAGCUCGUUCAGUGCAGACAACCUCGCUGCCACUGAUGACGAUGGUGAGCCCAACAAUCUCCAGCUCGCUGUUGCCCGCAUCAAGACAGGCAUUGCCUGGUUCAAGGCCCACAUGCGCGUCUUUGUUGCUACCGUGCUCAAGAAGCCUGUUGAGGAUGAACAGAAGCCUCUGGAUGAUAUGUACGAGAAAAAGCUCAACUGCAUUGCAAACCACUCAGUGGACAUCAACCGGGAACUGGACUAUGCUAAAAAUGGCAACGGGACCACCAGCGGCAUUGGCAGCAGCGUUGGAAAGUACAUGAUUGAUGAAGACUACAUGUCCUUCAUCCAUAAUCCCAACCUGACUGUGUGUGUUCCGAUUGCUGUCGGAGAGUCGGAUUUUGAAAAUUUGAACACAGAGGACUUCAGCAGCGAGUCGGACGUGGAAAACAGCAAAGACCUGGAUGACACCAGUUCAUCUGAGGGCAGCACAAUAGACAUCAAGCCCGAUGUGGAGGAGGUGGCGGUCGUGGAGGUGGUGGAGGAAUACCUUGACCCAGAUGCCUGCUGGACAGACGAAUGUGUGGCAAAAUACAAGUGCUGCGAUGUCCCCAUUACUCACGGCUGGGGAAAGCACUGGUGGUUCCUGAGGAAGACCUGCUAUCUGAUAGUGGAGCAUAACUGGUUUGAAACGCUCAUCAUCUUCAUGAUCUUGCUGAGUAGUGGAGCCUUGGCCUUUGAGGACGUCUACAUUGAGCAGAGGAAGACAAUCCGCAUUAUUCUAGAAUACGCCGAUCGUGUUUUCACCUACAUUUUCAUCCUGGAGAUGUUGCUGAAGUGGGUGGCAUAUGGCUUCGUCAAGUACUUCACUAACGCCUGGUGCUGGUUGGACUUCUUCAUUGUGGAUGUGUCUAUAGUCAGCCUUAUAGCUAAUGCCUUGGGCUUCUCCGAUCUUGGCCCAAUUAAGUCACUCAGGACACUGAGGGCCUUGCGACCCCUCAGGGCCCUGUCACGUUUUGAAGGGAUGAGGGUGGUGGUGAACGCCUUGGUGGGGGCCAUCCCCUCCAUUAUGAAUGUCCUGCUGGUGUGUCUCAUCUUCUGGCUCAUCUUCAGCAUCAUGGGUGUGAAUCUGUUUGCUGGGAAGUACUACUACUGCUACAAUGACACAGAAGAGGCACCCUUUCAUCCCAGUCGGGUCAACAACAAAAGCGAGUGUUUUCAACUCAUUGAAGACAACAACACUGAAGUCAGAUGGAGAAAUGUCAAGAUCAACUUUGAUAAUGUGGGGGCAGGAUAUCUGGCACUGCUGCAAGUGGCCACAUUUAAAGGCUGGAUGGACAUAAUGUAUGCAGCCAUAGAUUCCAGAAAGGUGGGGGAUCAGCCGUUGUACGAGGACAACUUAUACAUGUACAUCUACUUUGUCAUCUUCAUUAUCUUUGGCUCGUUCUUCACCCUGAAUCUCUUCAUUGGUGUCAUCAUUGACAACUUCAAUCAGCAAAAGAAAAAGUUUGGAGGUCAGGAUAUAUUCAUGACCGAAGAACAAAAGAAAUACUACAAUGCCAUGAAGAAGCUUGGUUCCAAGAAACCACAAAAGCCAAUUCCCAGGCCACAGAACAAAAUCCAGGGCAUGGUGUUUGACUUUGUGACGCAGCAGGUGUUUGACAUCUCCAUAAUGAUCCUCAUCUGCCUCAACAUGGUCACCAUGAUGGUGGAAACGGACGAUCAGACAAAAGAAACAGAGGAUGUGCUCUACUGGGUUAACUUCAUCUUUAUUGUCGUCUUCACCGGCGAGUUUUUACUGAAGCUGUUUGCGCUGCGUCACUACUACUUCACCAAUGGCUGGAACAUCUUUGAUGUAGUCGUGGUCAUCCUCUCCAUCGUAGGAAUGUUCCUGGCGGACCUUAUCGAGAAGUACUUUGUGUCGCCAACUCUGUUCAGGGUGAUUCGACUGGCUCGUAUCGGACGAAUCCUGCGCCUCAUCAAGGGCGCCAAAGGCAUCAGAACUCUGCUCUUUGCCCUGAUGAUGUCACUCCCGGCCCUGUUCAACAUUGGGCUGCUGCUUUUCCUGGUCAUGUUUAUUUUCUCCAUCUUCGGCAUGUCCAACUUUGGCUAUGUGAAACACGGGGCCGGAAUCGAUGACAUGUACAAUUUUGAGACCUUCGGCAACAGCAUGAUCAUUUUGUUUAUGAUCACCACUUCAGCUGGCUGGGACGGCCUGCUGCUGCCCAUUCUCAACUACCCCCCGGACUGCAGCCCCACUUUGGAGAAUCCCGGCACUCCUUCCACAGGAGACUGUGGCAACCCCUCUGUGGGUAUCUUCUUCUUUGUUAUGUAUAUCAUUAUUUCUUUCCUCAUUGUGGUCAACAUGUAUAUCGCCAUCAUUCUGGAGAACUUCAGUGUGGCCACGGAGGAGAGUGCGGACCCACUCAGCGAGGAUGACUUUGAGACUUUCUACGAGAUUUGGGAAAAGUUUGACCCCACUGCCUCCCAGUUCAUCACCUAUGCCAAGCUUUCUGACUUUGCGGAUGCACUAGAACACCCACUGCGAGUCCCCAAGCCCAACACCAUUGAACUCAUUGCCAUGGACAUGCCGAUGGUGAGUGGGGACCGCAUCCACUGCCUGGACAUCCUGUUUGCCUUCACCAAGCGCGUGCUCGGGGACAGCGGCGAAUUGGACAUGUUGAGGCAGCAAAUGGAGGAGCGAUUUGUGGCGGCCAAUCCCUCCAAGGUCUCCUACGAGCCAAUCACGACCACCCUACGGCGCAAGCAGGAGGAUGUUUCUGCCAGAAUUAUUCAACGGGCGUACCGCUCCUACCUGGCGAGGCGGGGCUUUGUGUGCAAGCGCAAACCGGCGAGCAACAGAGUGGAGAACGGCGGGAACAAUCAGGAACAAGAAAAGGAGGCCACACCCUCUACCGCCUCCCUGCCGUCGUAUGACAGCGUCACCAAGCCAGACAAGGAGAAGGACGACGACAACGAGGGCAAAGGGGGAAGGAACGAGAAAGGAAGAAAUGAAAAAGACGUCAGGGAAUCCAAAUGUUAGAAGGGGUCGGGAUAAGUAAUAAUCACCGCUAUUAACAACACAAAUUAUAACUUAACUAGCAAAACGCGAGGGAAUUCACACCCACAUGGAUGUACAGAUUAUUUCAUUUGCAAGUCAGAAAAGAUCCCAUGAUUUAGUUUUUCGGCCUUAAGAGCGAAGUGGACGGCUUGAAGACUCCUCUCAUAGUCAGCUCAAUGUUCUGUGUGGUCUGCAGAGGAAAUGAGGAGCACCGCACAAACAGAGCAACAGGAACUCAUGGAUUCCUAUGGACGAUGGCAUGCGGGGGGACUAAGAGAUGAUGCUCUUAGAGUCGACACGGAACAAAACGACAUGGGAUGAGUGAAAGACAAAUAAGGGAGAGCAACAGAAGCGUUUUUUUUGUUUUGUUUUAUCAAAGCUAGAAUUUAUGAUGUGAGCAGCAAAAAUGCAAUAUCAAAAGAACACUAUUUAGCAUUUUGCCCACGCCACCAAACUCGCCACCAUUUCUAUCCAAGAGUUGAUUUGAUUUAAAAUCACCCGCUUUCACACCAAUUUGUUCAGGGUCUGUUUAUUAGGGGAUGAACUCAGGCCAAGGGCUUACUUACGUACAUUUACUCGGAAGGAUUUCCAAAACAAAUACAUAGGUAAUUGUGCUUGUUCAAUGCAUAGAAAUGAUUUGCAUGAUGGCAUGUUUUUUGACCAGAACUCUUGCAUGAACUUUUCAUAGUCCACAAGACACUAACACUUGCAGCGGAUGCGAUUACAAGGGUCGAUCAUCCCUCCGAGCGUAAAUAACUUGUCUCACCACACAUCCGCACUACAGUUGUUGCCUCUAUAAACAAAUGGAACAUGUUGGUAUAUUUGAAGAAAAAAGGGAAAAAAAAACACCACUGCAAGCGGCUUGCAGUUGUAAUCUGAAUAUUUAUUUGCUGCUCUAUAAAACGAUGGACGUGAUGUCAGAAUAUCAGAAGCUUAUACAGUAUUUAACGUUUCUAUGCACCAAAGUAAUGCUCCAUUUGCUUUUAGCUCUGAUUAUUUAUAAGCCGUUUUACAAGUAUGGCCUUUUGAUUGGUGAUGCUUUUCCUUUCUAAAAGGGCUGAGAUGAGUUUUGUUGCUCUAUUUUAAGCUGACGUGUGGUUGUCCGUGCGUGCGUGCUUGUGUGUUCAACCAUAUUUUUUAUAAGCCCCAUUUAAAAAGAUUGUAGGAUUGAUGAACGACAAAGGCGAGCGUUGGAGUGUGUGGACAAGCCAAAGAGACCUGCCUUGUGCUUCAUGGGUUUAUGACAAAGUGUCCAUUUUUUUGCUCUCGGAGACCCUAGAAUUGUAUGCAAUGCUUGGAAAAAAAAAGUCCCCCUUUUCUCAGGAGAUAUUAUACUCGUUGAGCUCUACUACACAAUGCAAUUCACACAGUGAAUGGGACAGGUGCAUUUAUGACAUCACACUUUCCCGGCUUUGUUUGUGUUUAAUGCUGGGCAAUGAUCUCAGCUUCCUGCGUAAUGAUGCUUAGAAUUAUAGGGCUAGAAGCAAUCACAGAUUCUUUUUGUGUGGUGAGUUCUGGGCUCUAUUCAUGUCAGUCAAACACACAGGAAACACUGUGAUGUUGAUUCCCACAUUUAUACUGUUUUACACCAAUAUUGUCAUGUGUUUUCAACUUUUCCACACCGUGCAUCCAAAAUACCAAAUAAGAAACUGGACUCAUCUUGCGGCCACUGUCACUUCCGGCCUAUGAACGGAUAACCUUCCCUGUGCAAUGGUCCACUUGCUGCAUGAGAGCUCAUAUGUCCAUGUGCGUGUUGACCAAAUAAAACCGUGAAUGAUAAAGCAGAAAAGUUACUGCAGUCCAUACUGUUGUGUAUUAACAAAAAUCUUCCAUCAUGUAAAAGCAGGGAAAAAAAGUUCUGAAGCUAAAAAUGAACAUUCUACAAACCAUUUGCAUUAAUGGCAUGUGUAUUUUUUUGUAAAUACUGGAUUAUGUCAAAAACUAUUAGUCUUACAAUAAAUAUAAAUAAGCAUAAAUAGAAUGGCUUCCAGCUUAUGCCCUGUCACACUUGCUUAGACGAGAUGUUUUUUUUCACUGAAAAAAUGGGGAAAUAUGGGAAAAAUGAUCUUGUAAUUCAAUACCUUACAACAGUGUCAAUAACGGAGCUGUCUACUUUUAGUACACGUGAUCAUGUGGCUUUCUUUGCGUGUAUGCACUGUCAAUAACCACAGUUCUGUACCCACCUGGCACCCCGAGGUGCAUUCAAAAGGUGCCAACGCAAAAUGCAUGGGAGCCUGCUUUGGUGAGAGGAUUGCACUAACCAGCAUACCAUUUUGUACUCCGCCUGUUUUGCCUUUCUUUGUGUACACACACACACACACACUGAUAGCAAGUACGAUUUGGUUUCAAGUACGACCCUCACUUCUCUUGUCAGUGUUUGCUUGUUUUGCCACUUCCACUACGAUAAAAUACAUUUUAGCGGUUUUGUUGUCUUAGCUGUCUGUGUGUUUGCUUCUGGGGCAAUAUCUCUAAACGGCACGUGCCUUUUUUUAGCUUCCUAUUUAGUCUCUCUCAAUGCAGUAGGCAACGUGGAGCUCCAAAAACCCAUCGGAGGGAAUCAAACCUGAGCACGAUCGUAGCAAUGUAUACUGGAAACUCACCACCUAGAUUAUUAGAUUGUCUGGACUAACAUUGUAAUGUAGAAUCAUAGAAGUGCCCCCCCACCCCACGCAGAACAGAUUCUGUUUUUGCUGUUAUUUCCAAAUGCUGGGCUAUCAUGCAGUGUUGUGGAGAACGGGGUUGUUGUCACACUCAUUCUAUCUCACUAUCAGAGGACACUCGCUCAAAUUGUGGGAUGGAAAUCUGUACCCAGUGACGGUUCUGGCCUGAAUGACGCCCCAGGCAGACAGUCGUGGUGUUCCUGUUAAUCACAUACAUUACCUCAAACAAUACAUACAUUACAUUAUAUGUACAUUACCUCGAAUUACUGAAGUAUCAAAGUAUGGAUAUUUUUAUUUAGAGAAUUGGAAUUUGUCAACUUGAGUUGUUGCAGGGUUUUUUUUUAUUUUAUGUUUGGGAGGGAUACAAAUUUCAAGUCAACUCCUUAAACUUCAAUCCAGUGUAGGAAUGAUAUUGAAAGAUGUUUCGAUGCUGAGAGUAGAAAGGUUGACAACCCACCCUGUUCUGCCCUAUGAGGCUGUUUUUGUUUCAGCAUUACUGAGAAAUGUUGUUUUCCUUUUGCUGGCUGGCUGGGGGGCUCCGUUUUAGACGAGGGAGGUCGCUAAAUUUUGAAUGUCAUUUCCUGGUUUGCCGCUAAUACAGUCACAGAGUGAGGAACGUGUUGCAAAACCACGAGACAAUUCCAUGAAUCAGUGAAAGAAUGUCUUCAUUUGAGCACGAAUCUAUUUCCAACAAUAAAGCAGCCUUCCAGUUAGACUUCUUG